This is a messenger RNA of Acanthaster planci (crown-of-thorns starfish), 3188 nucleotides long. It is a transcript of the gene ethe1, whose product is annotated as ETHE1 persulfide dioxygenase. Gene Ontology annotation, biological process: hydrogen sulfide metabolic process; glutathione metabolic process. Gene Ontology annotation, cellular component: mitochondrion. NCBI's taxonomy places the organism in Eukaryota, Metazoa, Echinodermata, Asteroidea, Valvatida, Acanthasteridae. The record is from RefSeq and is a predicted model, not a curated record. Gene Ontology annotation, molecular function: sulfur dioxygenase activity.
AUACGGCUCACAAGUGGUCACUUCGGCAUGUUCGCGACCAGGGCCCGGUAAAGAUCUUAAGUAAAAUUAUGUACAGCGCUGCGUACCGGUAGCUAGCGCCCUGCAUUGUAAUCUGUGCAUUGAAGUUCAUCUAGGCCCUAGACACAUUCUGCACGUGUUGUAGCUUCUUGACAUAAAAUCCCGCCUUCAAGAAAAACAUCACAAGUAUGAAUGUCAUCCCGAGAUGUCUGCACACUGUACGAAGACUGUCCGGGUUAUGUCCGGCUGUAGUCCUGUCUGCUUCAGCUCAUCGUCCUGUCAGGUUUUUCCCUGCACGGUGCCACAGCUGGAAGCUUACAUGUAGAAGCAUCCCUAAGCCCAGGCCUACUCAUCCCACUGGAGUGAGGUGUAUGUCUUCCACUGUACAAAUCCCAUCAGAUUUGCUCUUCCGACAGCUCUUUGACUACCAGUCCUACACCUACACGUACCUGCUAGCAGACCGACAGACCAAGGAGGCCAUCUUAAUUGAUCCUGUCCUGGAGCUGGUCAACCGAGAUGCUCACCUCCUAGAGGACCUGCAGCUGAGUCUCAAAUUUGCAGUGAACACUCACUGCCAUGCGGACCACAUCACAGGCACUGGUGAGUUGAAGAAACGUUUCCCGGGUUGCAGGAGUGUCAUAAGUGAGCAGAGUGGUGCCAAGGCUGAUGUUUACAUCACUGAAGGGGACAAGGUGGCCUUUGGCAGUAAGGUGCUGGAAGUUCUGUCUACUCCAGGUCACACCAAUGGCUGCCUAACCUUUGUGUUACAUCACAACGAGAGGCCAGUCUUGGUAUUCACGGGAGAUGCUCUGCUCAUCAGGGGGUGUGGCAGAACUGACUUCCAAGAAGGUAGUAGUGCUACUUUAUACGAAUCAGUACACAGAAAGAUCCUGUCUAUGCCACUAGAUACACCUUUAUAUCCAGCACAUGAUUACACAGGCCAGACAUCGACGACUGUUGGUGAGGAGAAGAUGUACAAUGCCAGACUGACCAAAACCAAAGAGGAAUUCAUCGACAUCAUGGAGAAGCUGAAUCUGCCCUACCCCAAGGCAAUAGAUAAGUCUCUGCCUGCAAAUAUGGUCUGUGGAGUGUUGGAGGACUUGCCCAACAAGUAAGCUAUUGGAUGCAGAGGGUGUGGCUAGAUCUUGAUGGAGGGUAGCAACAGGAGGGACAAUAUGGUCUGUGGAGUGUUGGAGGACUUGCCCAACAAGUAAGCCACUGGAUACAAGAGGUGUGGCCAGAUCUUGAUGGAGGGUGGCGACCAGAGCGACAGUAUUCAGGGUGAAGGCAAUUGAGGAAAUGUGGGCUCUGCAUCCAUUCAAAUAGUUUCAAAUUCAAGAUGUAUGUGAAAAUCGUUGGUUUGGAGAACAUUAGUCUAGCUUUAGGUUGUAAAAUGUGUAGGGAGGAAAGUGGUUUGUGUAAACAAGCUACAAACUCUGCUCUGUCAAAUUGAGCAGUUCCAUUGUAUCUCAGCCUUCAGUCCCAAUCUCACUUGGAAACUACAUUUAAAUUGUGAGAAAUCCAGUGUCCUAAUUGAGAAUUCACCGUCCUUUUUGCUGAGGGUGUUAUACAGACCACAGGUAGUCUGAUAAAUGUACUGGUAUAUAUGAUCCAGCCUAACAAACGUAGACACAAGUUGGCAGAGCCACAUCAGAGUACAGCAUAAUUUUGCAUUGGGUAAAUCAAUAUGGAACCUCAGUGAUUAUUUUACAGCCAUAUGGUGUCCAUGCCCAUCAGGAUGUUGAAAGAACGAGCUUUUUCAGCUCUUUCUAAUGCAAGCUCAAACAAAAAUGGCCUUAUUAGACCCAUUUCAUGGGACACAUGAUCCAUUUAUCAUCAAUUCUUAACUGGAUACCAUCUACACAGGACUGGAACUAAAUAUGUGUCAUUUUUUACUGCAGGCGAGAUUUCGGAAAUGAGGGGAGAAGAUUGUUGAUGAAUUUGGGAAAACCACUGAUGCAGGAAAAUUCAUAGUUGAUCCUCAAGAGUCUGUAUGAGAUAAAUAUGAGAUGUGAAAGUUUUUAUGCAAAGUUGUAAACAUUUUUAUUCACUGUGUUUACGGAGAUAGGGAGAUCAUAAUUUUUUCGUAUUUUUUGGACACCUCAGUCCAAAUUCAUUUUAGAAACAUUAAUCCAGCGAAAAAUAUAGAAGAACAUACACAAAAACCAGUCAUCAGACAUCUGUGCAAGUUUUUAAUUCAUGAAUUACAUGUGUUUAUUCAGCUUACUUUACCAUUGAAACACGUGACUGCAAAAGUUAAGUGAGGUACACAUAUACCAGUAGUGUUGAUCACAAUCUUACACCUUAUUUAACCAAGAUGCUUUGCAAACAGCUUAUGAAACAAUGUGGAGCUUGGCAAUUUUCUUUUAGGAUUUUUUUUUUAUGUAAGUGUGGACCUUUAAGAUGGCAUGGAGCAACAUAUUGUUCUGCUGUAUAUGUUCAAAUAGACAUUUUAAACCACCAGUAGUGAUUCUUAGAAGGAGAUCAGCGAAAUGUGCUUUGAGGAAAGACCACUUGGUUUUAGAGCAAAUAUUGUAAUGCACAUGCUGUGAUACUAUGCACUUCAGUUUUCAUUGCCAAUUUCUAGGCUCCACCGUACGUUAUUUAAACACAUGGCAGUCCUGUCAUCCCUUGACAUGGGAACAGGGAGAGGUGCUUAGUCCUUCCAAAAGAGUCAUUUGUUAAAAACAUUGACAGGCCCGGAAAGGGGGGGGGUUAUUUCAUGUUUUAUUUCCUAAAGUGUAUGAAAAAAGAACCAACGUUUUCCUCAAUCCUCAGAAAGGCCAUUAAGGUAACAUAAAAAAUAUCAAAUCUUCCUCCUCCCCCAGACAGCAUUUGCCGCCCCCCAAAAAGUUUGGAUCUUGGUGGUGCCUUCAAAGACAACCAAAAUCGGAAAUCAGUGCACUUAAAGUUUGUUAUGCACAUGCAAUUAUUUUCGAAUUGCAGUGAAAUGAACGUGACAUAAUAAUAAAUUAUUCCUCGCGCUGAAUACAGGUCUUUUUUUUUUUUUUUUAGUGUUUGGAUUGGAAUUCAUUACAUAAACAGCUUGAAUUCAAAAAUUCCUGAAUUGUACAAUACAUUUUGUAAAAUGUGAUGCCUAAGUAUCAUUUAUUUUUUAUCAAGUUUUAAUAGACGCAGAGAUAAAUCAAGUUUUUCAAAUAGACAGAACA